This is a messenger RNA of Hemicordylus capensis (graceful crag lizard), 7462 nucleotides long. It is a transcript of the gene PTPRA, whose product is annotated as protein tyrosine phosphatase receptor type A. Gene Ontology annotation, biological process: protein dephosphorylation. Gene Ontology annotation, molecular function: protein tyrosine phosphatase activity. NCBI's taxonomy places the organism in Eukaryota, Metazoa, Chordata, Lepidosauria, Squamata, Cordylidae. The record is from RefSeq and is a predicted model, not a curated record. The coding region runs from base 550 to 3036 and encodes 828 amino acids. The transcript has 25 exons.
UUCCAUAGGGCGGCGUGUGGGCUGAGGGGAAAGAGGGAGGCGUCGCUCCUGAGGGGAGGCAAGGCGGGUAGCGCUGUGUGCGGAGAGGACUAGGCGAAGCCCCGCAGAGGAGGAGGAGAAGGGAGGAGGCGGCGGCGGCGCGCGGCGCCCUUGGAGUCGCCUCAGGCUGGACUAACCGUCGCCGUCGGGUCGCCUGCUUGCCCCCAGCCUGCCCCGUGGAUGGAGCGGCUCCGCGGAGGAGGAGGAGGUCGAGGCAACGGCGGGCAGGCUCAGGAGCCGCCGCUCCGGAAGGGCAGGAGGAGCCUCCUCAGCAUCCGCCGCCGCCGCGACUGGAGAAGCCCCCCGGCCGCCCUGGGGCUCUGAAGGGGGAGACCGAGCAGCCGCCGCCCGCGCGCCGCAACUGUGCAGCAUCACUUGAAGACCUUUAUGGGAUCCAAAUGUCUGCUGGAUGGAUGAUGUGCCUACGAUAAUUAAGCGAGUCCUUGCGCCCCCCCCCCUCAGGCUGGGGCUCAUCCCUGCAGUUGUGCUGAGCUUUGUGGACACUCCAAAAUGAAGAGACUUCUUGCUGCUUCUGAGUAUCUUAGCAUGACAUCAGAGGCCAAUAUGGGUCCAUGCUUCUUUGUUGUCCUGCUCAGCAGCUGCCUGACAUGCCUAGGAGCCAACAACCUGACCAUAGCCUUGACCAGUCUUCCCUUGAGCAUAAGUUCUGUGACAAAUGUCACAAAGCAGCCAGAUCACAAGACGCCCACAAGUCCCACAAGUAGGAAUGCUUCUUCUUCACCAGCAUCUCCUACUGUGGUUCAGGGCCCUACGCCUACUACAGCUUCAGAUCUCCUGCCUACCACAACCGUAAGCUCAUCAGGCACACAAGCUACAACCAUGAAGUUGACUAUGUCCCCUGCUGGUCCUACUUCCCCAAAUGUUACAUCCUCAAAUCCACACAGAACUGCUACAACUGAAGACACCACCAAUGCAGAAGCCAAUGUUACAGCAGCAGUUACCACUUCAAAAACCUCUGACACCUCAGGUGAUAUAACAAAAGAUCCAGAUGAUAGUAAUGUAGGACGAGAUGAGACACCCAUCAUAGCUGUAAUGGUGGCCUUAUCUUCCUUGCUAGUCAUAGUAUUUAUUAUUAUAGUCCUGUACAUGUUAAGGUUCAAGAAACACAAGCAAGCUGGGAGUCAUUCCAACUCCUUUCACUUGUCCAAUGGCCGGACAGAUGACAUGGAGCCCCAGAGCAUGCCGUUGCUAGCCAGGUCUCCCAGCACCAACAGAAAGUAUCCACCACUGCCUGUUGACAAACUGGAGGAGGAGAUUAACCGGCGAAUGGCAGAUGACAACAAGCUCUUCCGUGAGGAAUUCAAUGCUCUCCCAGCGUGUCCCAUCCAGGCCACCUGUGAAGCUGCCUCCAAGGAAGAAAACAAAGAGAAGAACAGAUACGUGAACAUUUUGCCUUAUGAUCAUUCCAGGGUUCAUCUGACUCCCCUUGAAGGGGUUCCAGACUCUGAUUAUAUCAAUGCCUCGUUCAUUAACGGGUACCAAGAGAAGAACAAGUUCAUUGCAGCCCAAGGACCAAAAGAAGAAACUGUGAAUGACUUUUGGAGAAUGAUUUGGGAGCAAAACACAGCAACGAUAGUCAUGGUGACCAACCUGAAAGAGAGGAAAGAGUGUAAAUGUGCUCAGUACUGGCCAGAUCAAGGUUGCUGGACCUAUGGAAACAUCAGAGUGUCUGUGGAAGAUGUGACUGUCUUGGUUGACUACACAGUGCGGAAAUUCUGCAUUCAACAGGUAGGAGAUGUCACCAAUAAAAAACCCCAGCGCCUGGUGACACAGUUCCACUUCACAAGCUGGCCCGACUUUGGGGUCCCCUUCACUCCCAUUGGGAUGCUGAAGUUCCUGAAAAAGGUGAAGAAUUGUAACCCCCAGUAUGCGGGGGCCAUCGUCGUACACUGCAGUGCUGGUGUGGGACGAACAGGAACUUUCAUUGUCAUUGAUGCCAUGCUGGACAUGAUGCACACGGAGAGGAAGGUAGAUGUUUACGGGUUUGUGAGCCGCAUCCGGGCACAGCGUUGCCAGAUGGUACAGACUGAUAUGCAGUAUGUAUUCAUCUACCAAGCUCUUCUGGAGCAUUAUCUGUAUGGAGACACAGAGCUGGAGGUGACCUCGCUGGAGAUCCAUCUCCAGAAGAUUUACAACAAGAUCCCGGGGACCAGCAGCAAUGGUCUGGAGGAAGAGUUUAAGAAAUUAACCUCAAUCAAGAUUCAAAACGAUAAGAUGAGGACGGGCAACUUGCCAGCCAACAUGAAGAAAAACAGGGUGCUGCAGAUAAUUCCAUAUGAGUUCAACCGAGUGAUCAUUCCAGUGAAGAGGGGUGAAGAAAACACUGAUUACGUGAAUGCUUCCUUUAUUGAUGGCUAUCGCCAGAAGGACUCUUACAUUGCUAGCCAAGGGCCUCUCCAGCACACGACAGAGGACUUUUGGCGGAUGAUAUGGGAGUGGAAAUCCUGCUCCAUUGUUAUGUUGACAGAGCUGGAAGAACGGGGUCAGGAGAAGUGUGCCCAGUAUUGGCCUUCAGAUGGUUCUGUAUCCUACGGUGAUAUCACUGUGGAACUGAAGAAAGAGGAGGAGUGUGAGAGCUACACAGUGCGGGACCUGCUAGUGACGAACACCAGGGAAAACAAAAGCCGGCAGAUCCGACAGUUCCACUUCCAUGGCUGGCCAGAGGUCGGCAUCCCCACUGAUGGGAAAGGAAUGAUCAACAUCAUUGCAGCUGUGCAGAAACAGCAGCAGCAGUCUGGAAACCAUCCCAUCACUGUACACUGCAGUGCUGGAGCAGGACGAACAGGGACCUUCUGUGCAUUAGGCACUGUCUUGGAAAGGGUCAAAGCCGAGGGAAUUCUGGAUGUCUUUCAGACGGUGAAGAGCUUGAGGUUACAGAGGCCACACAUGGUCCAAACACUGGAACAGUACGAAUUCUGCUACAAGGUGGUUCAGGAAUACAUUGACGCCUUUUCAGACUACGCCAACUUCAAAUGAAGACAUAAAUCAACCAACAGAAGAGCUGCCUUCUUUAAUACUUUGUAAUAUUAUGUUUGUUAAUAUCGCCCCACCCCCCAAAAUGUGUAUAUAUCUUAACUGUUUUAGAGGGUUGGUACCAUAAGAUUCCUAUUAGCUGGAGAUUUUAUAUGUAGCAAAACUGUUAGAAAAAGGUUGUAGACACUGUUUUUCCAGUGUUUUAUUGGGGAAUGCAAUGAUGUGGUAUUUGGAUUAAUAUUGUCACAUCUCUCCCCUGGAGAGUUGAUGCAGGCUGUUUUUGUUUUGUAAAUCUUCUUCUUCUUCUUCUUCUUCUUCUUCUUCUUCUUCUUCUUCUUCUUCUUCUUCUUCUUCGCCUUGGGGAAGUAAAGCCUUUAAAAAAAAAUCUCAUUCUAGAUAUCAGCUGUUUCUUUUAAAAGAAAAGAAAAAAUAGUGGCUCAUGAAUAGCAUUUCUAAAGAAUUUCCCCCAAAAAAGUGGCUACAAAUUUCCAGUUCUUUUAAACAAAUAGUAUAUUUAUCAGAGGUUUUGUACAGGAAGAGAAAAGCAGUAUCUUUUGCAGCCCCUUCUGUGGUCACUGUGCACAGGGAGUUCUUGGACACUUGGCAGGAAGGGGCACAUGGGAUUACUCGGCACACACACCCCUUGGAGUUUGGGAUUGUGAGGCUUGGGCUUAAUCAACCAACUCCUGCAGGUGGAAGAUCCCAAGAUGUUUGAGAUUGGGAAGAUGUUUGGAUUUCAGUGAGAGAGGAAGGAAAGUCGCCCAGCUUGUAUCUAGCUGUGAAGAUGAUGUUGAAUGUUGUGGUUUUCAAGACUUCCUUUCGAACAACAGCCAUGCUUAACAUUCCCCUCUAUGCCUCAUCCGCUCUCGCCUUUGGCCAGCAACUUUUCAAGCUGCAGCAUCAGAUGCCAGCUAAGCUGCUUCCUCUGUGAUUGUGUUUACAGUGUUACUCCUGCCUACCCGCGCAGUGGAAUGGGUUUCGACUUGUUUGUUUUGCCUGUCUUUGCUGCUUCAGAUUUGACCCAUCACUUAGAGCAGGGGUUCUCAAACCUGGGCCCCUAGAUGUCGUUGGACUAAAAGUCCUCUCAUCUCCAGCCACAAUGGCCAAAGUCUUGAGGGGACUUUUAGUCCAACAACACCAGGGGAUCCAGCUUUGAGAACCCCCAACUUAGAGUAGAACAGCACAGUCUACUCAGUAUGGAGCUGUCGCAAAAACGGUAGCCCUGUGGCACGUCAUCCUCCAACAUUUCUGUAACCUUUAGGCAGACGUGCCUGUGUUGCAGUGUCAACCCUAUUGUGCAUUCAUCCCACCCUACCCACUCCCAUAAUUGGCUGGUGGGAACAGAGAAAAGGUUACUGAUAAGCCUGCCUAAACACUGCAGAGGGGUUGUGGUGGCUGCCAUUUUUAAUACUGAGCAUUGUGUCUACUUCUGCUGUUCUACAAGAGGUUUGAUUGGCCUGGCAGUACUGUUUGGAGAGAGAAGGUGUGUCUCUUGUAUAUUUUUGAGUGGUCUACACAGCCUGCUGAGCCUCAUGCCCUUCUCUUCCUCCUCCUUCCCCAUGUGACAGGUCUGAUCAGCGACCUGCCCUUCCUCUCACUGAUGUGAGUAUAAAUCAUGCCCCAAAGCCUUUUGUUUCCUCUGUAACUGUGUUGGAGAGGCACAGACUACCAGCAACACCCUGCACAAGCUCUGUGGCUAUGAUAUGCAAGCUCUGCAGGAUGCCUACGUUUCGUAUCAACUUGUACAGCAGAAGGUGCUCUUGGGUGGGCCUGGGUUUCUCCCCCUUUGGGAGGAAGGGAAGGAACCAGGAGUCUCUUGAAAUGCUGCCUGCUUUUAUUUGAAGUGAAUGUAGUUUCCAUAAACCUCUCAUUUGCUGCUUGGCAUUUCUUAUUUGUCUUCUUCUUCUCCACCACCCACUGCCAUUUUUGUGGGAGCAACUCUCUCUCUCUCUCUCACUCUCUUUUUAGGGGUAUGUUUUGGUUUUGUCUCGAGGUAUCUGCCCCUUUUGAUUUGCCAUGAUCCCUCUGUGGGACGAGCAGGAGCACCACUUCCUGCCUUUAAGGUGGGGAGGGGAGCCCAGGACGGGCAAGGUGGAGGGAUUGCUUGCAACCCUCCUUGACCUAGAUGUCCAUAUAUGCUUUGAGAGCCCUUUCCAUUUAGCAGUAGUAUAUGCAUUGCUUCGGAAUGGCCCAGUUGGAAUCCAAAGGACCUGGCUGGAGGGACCUGAAUCCUGCAGCAGCUCAAGUGUUUCAUGUUUUCCCUGCUGUCAUGGGCCAGCAUAGAUGCAUAUGCUUGUAUGAAUAGGACAGAGUCUCCAAUUGGCACCAUCUGGUCUCUGACCAGAGGCCAAGAGUGAUGUGUGCCAUAGAAGCUGCAUUCUGCAGUGACAGGUGUAGGAUGUGAGCGUGUCCACAGCCCACACAGUUCUAACUCAAAACAGUGCAUAGUUUGUUUUUUAAAGGGCUGGCAUACCAUCUGUACAACUCACAAAUGUAUUACAAUAUGUGAAUAACUCAUCCACUCAAGCCCAUAUAAAACAUGUUUUUCUUGGAAUCCUCAAAUUCAAAUUGUGAAAAAUGGAUGUGUCAAAAUGUGUUGCCUAAUACCAGAUGCUGCUAUUCUUAAUUUCUGUCACUGAAGGUGGCUUGAUGGACUUGACUUAGAUCUAGUGCAUGAGUGAUCUACAUGUUGAAAUAUCAUUGUAUAGAUCUGUGUAACUAAGGUGUGGAUGCACCAGAGAGUGAGGCAGCUGUAUGACCUUGGCCUUAAUGUUGUCAGAAGGCCCUCUUGCCUCAGUCUGUGAUCCAGGUUGUUCAGACAUGCAGUCAUAGGAUGUCAAGUUGGAAGGGACCUUGGAGUCUUCUAGUCCCGCCCCUUGCUCAGUGCAGGAAACUGCUGCAGCAUCCCUGACAGAUGCUUGUCCAGCCUCUGUUUGAAGAGCUCCAGCACCAGGGAGUCCACCAUUGGCAGUGAAACAAUCUGCCUUGUGCCAACGUUUUCAAUUAGGACCUUCUUCCUGAUGUCUAGCCUGAAACGGCUUCCUUGUAAUUUCAGCCCAGCUCUGUACUUCCCUAUGUGCAUGAUGCAGUGUUGACUCUUUCUGUUUAACUUGUUGGCUUCCUCACAGAGGACUGGGACUUGCUGGUUCCACCAGAAUUUUGGUUUCCUCAUAUUUUGAAACAUGCCUAGCUUGCAAGUCAAAUGGGUUGAGUGUUUUCUUUUGAAAGGUACAAAUGGUGCUUGGGGUGUCCUUACUCCAGUUGGAAACUACUGGAAGUUCCCUCAUUGACAUGCCCUUCCUUGCAAGCCAAGUUUUUUGUUCAUUCCACCAUUGCCAAGGAAUGCUGUGUCUGCAUGGAGACUUACCUUUAGGAACUGAGCUCAGCAGGUUGUCCAUGGCUGGCCUAGCUGAUUGGAUCCAGAAAUGUUUGUCAAACUGGACAUGGCCCCUGCCUAGUGUCAGGUACCCUUGGGCACAGUACUUAGCAGUUCUUCCCCAUAAGUUGCCCAAGAGCUCUUCUGAGUUGAGAAAUCAACUUCUGGGGUCACUACUCUGAUAUCAGCGUCGGCCCGAAUGAUUCCUGGCUUAACCUAGGUGGUACUAGCUGAAAGAGAAUUUACAUAUCCCUGACCUCUCUUGCUGUCCUUGAUUUUCUUCCUGUGGGAUUGAAUUGAGCAUACCUGCCCUUGGUCCUGCAAAUACCUAUGGUAUCCAGGCUUAGGUGCCCCAAAGCUCUGCAUUCUUAGGCCCCUCUCCUGUGGCUUUGCCCACCGUCCUCCAGAUGGUCUUCCUUAGCAUCAUGCUUAUCCUAUGAGUGAUGCACCUCCCAAAGAGACAAGCAGUGCUGCCAAACUAUUAAAGGUGCAUUCUAUGUAUUCAGGUAACCCCUAUCUCAGUCAGUAUAGCAGCAGCCAUGGGGUGCAUACAAAAGAGGCCUCGGGUCAGGGAGUCCCUCCUUCUGAUCACAGCCGUGGUGGUUCAGCCUUGUAUUACCCAGCGGAGCCCUCUUGCAAAUUGUCACCAGGGGCAAACUGUUCUCAGGAUCCUGGUGUAAGCCACUGUCCAUAGUAAAGCUGUACAGUGAAGCACUGUGUGUGUUUCUGCAGAAACGGUGUCUGUUAUUUUGCUGCUUGAGCAAUUGUGUUGCCGUUUGGGGUGAGUGCAACUGGUGUCUUUGCUUCUAGGGGCCAAGCCUCACGUGCCAAAACUAACUUGCUCACCCGGACCCAGUCCCUCCUGUAGACCUGCUUCUUUCAUACCACUUGGCUAUAUCAGGAUUGCUAAUGCAGACUUAAACUAAGCUGCUUCUCUUCUCUGUUUGUUUCAAUAGCUGUAACUUCCUUCAUGCUGCCUUCAUUCUGAAUGUCUUAAUAUCUUGUAUUUAUUUUAUUUUUUUGUUGACUAAGUAAAUGCUUUCUUUUUUUUAA